Molecule: messenger RNA, 1386 nt
Organism: Didymodactylos carnosus
Lineage: Eukaryota; Metazoa; Rotifera; Eurotatoria; Philodinida; Philodinidae
Source: the annotation of a GenBank genome assembly
AUGUCCGAUUAUUUGUCCCCUCUUACCGUCGCUGAUAACACUGGUGGCUACAGUGUAUUUGAUAUACAAUUACAUGAACGAAAAUUUAUAUGCCCAGAGUGUCAAAAGAUAAUCCGUGAUCCUGUUCAAUUACCUUGCGGAGACCGAUGUUGUAAAAGUUGCAGUCGUUUUAUCACGUCAGAAAUCGUUCAAAACAAAAAUGAUGUAAUAACAAAGCGUCUUCAAAAGGAUGAUCAAUGUCUGACGUCAAAUAAAACGGAAAAGAUUGGCAUGCAACUACUUGUACAGGAUACAGUUCAAAUGAUACAGAAUGUUUCUUGGAAAUGUCGUUUAUGCAACGAAGAGUGGGACACUGCUCCUAAGUUGUUAGACGAUCGAGGGUUCAAACGAGAAAUGGAUCUGUUGCGAGUCAUGUGCAUUGAAUGGUCAAAUAAUUGUCGAUGGCUUAGACCACUGAAAGACUAUCAGAAACACUUGGAUGACUGCCAUACCAGCUACUCUGUACUUUGCGAUAAAAAAAUUUCUUCGUUAAGUCAGUUGAAUCAACACAAGGAACGUCAAGAAAUCUGUAACUAUGUAAAUGAACUAACGAAAACGAUCGCAGACAAUGAAAGUCGUGUUGCCACUAUUGUAUCAAGUCAAGGAAUUCUUCAAGAAGAACUAUCAAGUAUCAAAGAAAAAGUCGAUAGUUUGAAGCAUGCAUCCGACGAUGGCACUCUAGUAUGGAGAAUUACUGAUGUAUCUGAGAAAAUGGCUGAUGCCCAAUCGGAAAGACAAACAUCCAUUUAUUCUCCGCCGUUCUAUUCAUCAUCCGCCGGAUAUAAAAUGAGAGCACGUUUAUAUUUACACGGUGACGGGGAUGCUCGUCGAACCCACAUGUCACUCUUUUUCGUCUUGAUUAGAGGGGAAUUUGAUUCAAUAUUGAAAUGGCCAUUUAAUCACAAGGUGACGUUUUGCUUAUUUGAUCAAUCAGGACACAAUCGUCAUAUUAUUGAUUCAUUCUGUCCUGAUGCAAAAUCAAAUUCAUUUCAGCAACCACGGUCACUAAUGAAUACUGCGUGCGGUAUUCCAAAAUUUUGUCCUCUACCAAUGAUACAACAAGUCGAUAAUAAUUAUAUUCGAGAUAAUAUUAUGUUCAUCAAAGUUGUUGUUGAUUUUUUCAAUUUGCCGUAUGUAAUGUUACCAUAUGAACCGUUCUUAAAUCCCGGUUUACCAUCACACGUUCGAAAUCAUAUGCUAAAACAACAGCUAUACCGUUAUAAGCAGGUAGAAAACAGAAGCACCUACUAUCAACAUUCUGAAAUGGACACAACGGGACAAGAGGUAGCAGAUACCCGCCAUGUUGCAGAUGCUACGCCAAAUGAUACAGUCAAUCAAAGAAAUUAA